AUGCCUGAUUAACUGAUUUAAAUACGGAACGUAUUAUUGCUUACAGGCGCGCUAAAGUUUGUUGCCUGAGUCUUUCGUUUUAGGGCCGCGCAAAUUGUGUUUAUCAGAUCGGCGGCGAAGGAAGCAGCGACGUCAGCAGUGAAGUCGACUGAGACAGAGAGUCUAGCUCGACAGAUCGGGAGUUCCGAUCGUUCAGUCAGUAUUGGCAGCUCGUUGAGAACAGAGCGUUUUCUUUAUCGAUCGUAGACGUCGUGAUUUGCUUUUAGCUAAGACAGGCUAAGAAAUAUAUACAUAAACAAAUGCGGAAACCGAUUUGAAUGUUAAUUUUCGCGUACGAAAGUGAAUUGGAAUUGCUCGCCCAAAUUCGGCGGUUCAUUGAACGAAAAUCGCGGCAGAACUUGAGCCAAUAUUUAAACUAAUUUAUUGUAUUUGCCAUGGUGUUACCGGCUGCCUCGACAUUAUGCAAUGUAUUUACAUUUCUGCUGGCUGGCUCGCCAAUUUUCUACAGCGCCGCUCCGCGUGGAUCCUGUUCCACUUGCUGUGCCAUUAAGGAGCGCGAGGACAUAAAGUUCAUGCUGUACACCAGCCGGAACCGCAAUUCCGCACAACUGCUCCACCUGAGCGACGAUGCCCGGCUGGCACAGAGCAAUUUCAAUUUCAAUUACCCGCUGGCCAUCUAUCUGCACGGCUUCUCAGAAUCGGCCACCGGCGAGCGCCAGAGCAGCCAGGAGCUAAAGGACGCGUUUCUCAGGAGGGGCAACUACAAUGUCAUCCUCAUCGACUGGAGCGCGAUGACAGCGGUGCCCUGGUACUCGAAUGCCGUGGAGAAUCUGCCGGUGUCAGGUCGCUAUUUGGCCAGGUUCCUGCGAUUCCUGGUGGACAAGGGUUACCCGGCGAAGUACAUCCACCUAAUUGGUUUCAGUCUGGGCGCCGAGGUGGCCGGUUUCGCGGGCAAGCAGCUGCAGGAGUGGAGCAUCAAGCUGCCCAGGAUAACGGCACUCGAUCCAGCUCUGCCACUCUUCGAGGGCAACAGCUCCAAUCGCCGCUUGAGUCCCAGCGACGCUAGGUUCGUGGAUGUCAUCCACACCGAUGGCGGUCUCCUGGGCAACCCAGCGCCCAUGGGUCACGCGGACUUCUAUCCGAAUGGGGGACGACCUCUGCAGCCGGGUUGCGCCAAACAGAAUAUUGCCAACAACUGGCUGGGAAUCAUCGUCGGCUGCAGUCACCAGCGUGCCUGGGAAUACUUCGUGGAGAGCAUAGCCCAGCCCCGAGGUUUUCCCGCCCAACGUUGUGAGCCCUCCGAAAUGUUUGGCAUCUGCCGUGAACCAGGAGGCGGCGGUGUCUACAUGGGGAUGGGGGCGGAUCCCAGGAUUCGUGGCAAAUUCUAUCUGGAUACGAACGAUGCCAAGCCGUUUGGGCGGAGCAGCCGGCCGAGGGCAAUUGUCUCGCUGGCUCCUCGGCUGCCUAUUGCCUACAAAUUGCGACCUAAUGCCACCAGACAGCCAUCUGUCAGUCGGUGGGCCAUUGGCCAAAAGGAGCAGCAGCAGUACGAUGAGGAGGUGGACGUGGACGAGGACAACAACGCGCUGAGCAACAACAUUGACAGGUUCUCACUGACGUGAUGGAAUUUGCACGAUUCUCGAAGGAUACCGGGCAGGGUAAUUUCCCACACCCAAGUGUGUCCUUUAGCAGCGAAUGGGAUUUAUGUCGGCUGCUAUGUUGCAUUCGUGGGCAACAGUUCUUGUGAUCUUUCUUUUAAGUAUUUCUAGCACGUAAUCAGGGCAUUUGUAAGCCGUUUAAAUAAAUAUCCUUAGGUAUAAAUAGUUGAA
Drosophila yakuba is the source of this 1829-nucleotide messenger RNA. RefSeq names its product pancreatic lipase-related protein 2. The record is from RefSeq and is a predicted model, not a curated record. Bases 435 to 1622 code for a protein of 395 amino acids. Lineage: Eukaryota; Metazoa; Arthropoda; Insecta; Diptera; Drosophilidae. Gene Ontology annotation, molecular function: lipase activity. Gene Ontology annotation, biological process: lipid metabolic process. The transcript is spliced from 6 exons.